AUAAUGCAGAUCGAAGAUAGCUGUGAAACUGCAUACUGUUAAAUACAUCAAUUAUAAGUUUGUUGAGGUGCAUUGAAAAAUGGCUGAAAUUCCUUCCACAACGCUUGCAAAUGGAUAUAAAAUGCCGAUGCUUGCUUUAGGAACUUAUUUGUCUCAACCGGGAGAAGUAGAAAAAGCUGUUAUAGAUGCUAUUGAUCUUGGAUACCGUCACAUCGAUACAGCUUUCUUUUAUGAAAAUGAAAAAGAAAUUGGUGCUGCGAUAGAAGCAAAAAUCCAAGAUAAAACUGUUACAAGAGAAGAGCUUUUUAUUACUACAAAGCUGUGGAAUAAUCGUCACAAGGAAGAGAGUGUAGUUGCAACUUGUAAACAAUCUUUAGAAAAUCUUGGUUUGACUUACAUUGAUCUAUAUUUAAUUCAUUGGCCAUUCGCUUAUCAAGAAGGAGACGUAUUAAUACCUAAAGACAAAGAUGGUAAGCUUUUAUUAUCAGAUACCGAUUAUCUUGAAACAUGGAGAGGAAUGGAAGAAUGCGUUCAACAAGGAUUAACUCGUAGUAUUGGAGUCAGUAAUUUUAACUCUGAACAAAUAGCCCGAUUGGUGAAAUCUGCUAAAUUUAUUCCUGUAAAUAAUCAAAUCGAAGUUAGUGUAAAUCUUAAUCAGGAAAAUUUAAUUAACUUUUGCAAAAAGUAUAAUAUCGUAGUGAGUGGUUAUUCGCCUCUUGGAAGACCUGGAAAUAGAUUAGGUAUUAAAAAUUCUUUGGAUGAUCCAGUAAUUCUUAAAAUAGCUGAAAAAUAUAAAAAAACUCCAGCACAAAUAGCACUUCGAUAUGUUUAUCAACAAGGUGCUGCAGUAAUUCCUAAAUCGGUAACUAAAAGUAGAAUUAAAGAAAACAUGGAAAUAUUUGAUUUCGAAUUGACAACGGAUGAAAUGACUGCUAUAAAAGCGAUUGGUACUGGUGAAAGAAUAGCACCAUCUGCAGAAGUACAAGAUCACAAAUACAAAAGAAAAAUGGUUUUAAAUAUACCAAAUGUUAAAUUUUACAACGGUAAUACUGUACCUCAAUUUGGAUUGGGUACGUGGAAGUCAAAACCCGGAGAAGUUACUCAAGCUGUAAAGGAUGCUAUAGAUGCUGGUUAUCGGCACAUUGAUUGUGCUCAUGUCUAUCGUAAUGAGAAAGAAGUUGGAGAAGCGAUCAAAGUCAAGAUCGAUGAAGGAGUCGUCACUAGACAAGAUUUAUUCAUUACUAGUAAACUUUGGAAUACCUAUCACAAAACUGAUUUAGUCGAGCCUGCGCUUAAAACUACAUUAAGCAAUCUUGGUCUGGAGUAUUUAGAUCUUUAUUUAAUUCAUUGGCCUUUCGCUUUCAAAGAAGGGGAUGAAUUAUUUCCAACAAAAUCUGAUGGUAUACCUGAGUUAAGCGAUGUUGAUUAUGUCGACACAUGGAAGGGUAUGGAAGGUGUAUUAAAAAAAGGAUUAACUAAGAACAUUGGUGUCAGUAACUUUAAUUCGGAACAGAUUACUAGAUUACUUAACAAUUGUACUGUUAAACCAGUAACCAAUCAAAUCGAAUGUCAUCCAUAUUUAACUCAAAGAAAAUUGUCUGAUUUCUGUAAAGAAAAAGAAAUCGUCAUUACCGCUUAUAGUCCUUUGGGGUCGCCAGAUAGACCAUGGGCCAAGCCAGAUGACCCUAAAUUAUUGGAUGAUGUUAAGUUAAAUGAACUUGCAAAAAAAUAUAAUAAGACAACAGCACAGAUUCUUUUGCGCUAUCAAUUGGAUCGUGGACAUGUGGUUAUUCCAAAAUCUGUAACUAAAUCACGUAUCAUCGAAAAUACUAAUAUUUUUGAUUUCAAACUUACGUCCGAGGAUAUUGCCUACAUUGACACUUUUGAUUGCAAUGGAAGAAUCUGCUCGAUGACGGGAUCCGAGGCCAGUCCUAACUAUCCAUUUAACAUACCUUUUUAAAUGAUACAGUAAAGUAAACGAGGUUUGUUUCAGUCGUUGUUUAAACGACUAGAUAAAACUUUAUCUAAAAGAUAUAUAUAAUGCUAAUUUUUUUCUUAGUUACAUCCACGCAUAAACGUUCGUAUUUUUCUACGCAUGUAUUUUUCGAUAGUCAUAGAAAAUAAAUUUUCAUUAAACAAGUA
Polistes canadensis is the source of this 2142-nucleotide messenger RNA. RefSeq lists its product as uncharacterized. NCBI's taxonomy places the organism in Eukaryota, Metazoa, Arthropoda, Insecta, Hymenoptera, Vespidae. The coding region runs from base 80 to 1960 and encodes 626 amino acids. Gene Ontology annotation, molecular function: aldose reductase (NADPH) activity. The transcript is spliced from 12 exons. The record is from RefSeq and is a predicted model, not a curated record. Gene Ontology annotation, cellular component: cytosol.